CAAUGCCCCACUCCGGGGACUAGGGCACUCUGGGAUUUACGGCUCAAGUAGGACCCACAGUAGGCUGCCAAGGGGAAACGGUUAAGUCUCUUGCCUCCUGACUGGCUGUCAUAACCCCAGCUUUGCUCUUCCCGAUGGUUGUGUGAUGCUCAGAGGGCUUUUCCUGGAGUCUUGGGAGGCUCUUCCAUGUCUCCAGUCCCUGCUUGCUACCUGCAUGCACAGGCUUCCACCUGGAAACCCUCAGUUUCAGUCACUGAGGAGGUGGACGAUGCCGCAGGAAUCCCAUUCAGGCCACAUACCCACUGACUUACUCUCUUCUGCUUUUUUGCUGGAUUGUAAGGACUCAGACAAGCCAGGCAGAGACUGCCUAGAAAGCCCACCGGUAAGUGUGAGACUCAAAUGUGAGGAAACAUGGGCAGCAGAUCUGCCAGGACUUGAGCAUCUAUGAGAAGCAGAAGCACAGCAUUGCAGUGGCUGUGUGUCACACAGUUCUGUGCUGUGACCUUUAUGUGUAAGGCCUCAUGCUUAUCCAGCAGGAUGGCAAUUACUCAAGUCAUGUUUGUCACUUGGUGUGUGGUCUCAGGUUACUUAAUUUUUCUGAGUCUUGAUUUCCUCAUUGUUGAAGUGGCAGUGAGAAUGCGGAGGACAUGGUGUCUGAGACUGCUGGAGUUGUUCGGGCCACAAGAACCACAGAGCUAGGUGCCAGAGGCCUUUAGAAGACAUUUACUGACAUGGGGUGUGGUAAUCUCAGCACUCGGGAGGCUGAGGCAGGAGGACUGCUGUGAGUUUGAGGCCAGCCUGAACUACAGAGCAAGACCCUGUCUCAAAAACUAAAAACAAACAAAAAAGACUUCCUGGCUGAAUAUGUGACUCUAAAAUGGCAUUCAUUGGCCUGGUUACACAUUCUUCCCCAUAAGUGGCAUUGAAUGAAAGACAUGAGACUGUUCUCAGAAUUCAGAUAUUCAGAUUCAGACACUGCUGCAAUACCAGCCUCCAGCAAGAUUAGACAAAAAAAAAAAAAAAAGGCAGUUGACAGGAAGCAGCUUUAAAAGAGCAUGUGACCUCUCUGGGGAGCCCACUGGGGACCUGCCACCCAUACACACAUGGCCAGAGCCAUUCAGGAGUAUGGAUCGCAAGUGGACUGGCUGCCUGGCCUGAGCUGCCUCUCUGGACAGAGGGAGGGGGAAGUGGCCAGAAGAGGAAGUGUGAGGAGUUCCCGUCCAGCCUGUCACCAGUCUCCUCGGGUCUUCACGACAGUGGGCCUCUGGCUGGCCGUGGCCAUGGAGCCUGCAGAGACCCCGGUCAAGGAUGGCAUCCUGUACCAGCAACACGUCAAGUUUGGCAAGAAGUCCUGGCGGAAGGUUUGGGGUCUGCUGUACGCAGGAGGCCCAUCAGGUGUGGCACGGUUGGAAAGCUGGGAUAUCCGGGAUGGAGGCCUGGGGCCAGCAGGUGACAGAUCAGCUGGGCCAGGCCGGCGGGGGGAACGGCGGAUUAUCCGCCUAGCGGAUUGUGUGUCUGUGCUUCCGGCCGACGGUGAGAGUUGCCCCCGGGACACUGGUGCCUUCCUGCUCACCACCACCGAGCGCAGCCACCUGCUGGCUGCACAGCACCGCCAGUCCUGGAUGGACCCUAUCUGCCAGCUGGCGUUCCCGGGCACAGGGAAUUGCUCCUCGGGACCAGGGGAGGCUGAGUGUCCCAAGAGGGGCGUCGUCCCCAUGGAGGAAAACUCCAUCUACUCCUCCUGGCACGAAGUAAGCGAGUUUCCUGUGGUGGCGCAGAGGACUGAAGCUGCUACCCGCUGCCAGCUAAAGGGUCCCUACCUCCUGGUGCUGUGCCAGGAUGCCAUCCAGCUGAGGGAGACUUCCAGCCCCCAGGCCCUCUACAGCUGGCCCUACCACUUCCUGCGAAAGUUUGGCUCUGACAAGGGCGUGUUCUCUUUCGAGGCUGGCCGCCGCUGUGACUCCGGUGAGGGCCUCUUUGCCUUCAGCAGCUCACGUGCCCCUGACAUGUGUGGCACAGUGGCUGCUGCCAUCACCCGCCAACGGGAACGUAUGCCCGAGCUGGCAGCUCUGCGACCUUGCCCCCUGCCUCGGGCCACUUCCAUGCCUUCCCUGGAGCCCCCUGGAGAGCUUCGGGAGGUGCCUCCAGGGCCCAGGGUUCCCACCUCCAGGAGCACAUAUGUGACCGAGCCCGGGCCCCAGAGCCUGCCACUCCUGCUGGACCCCACACCAGAAGAGCCGGCAUCUGAGCUCUAUGCCUCAGUGCGCAAGCGGGCCAGCAGGCCCCCAGACACCGCCGAGCACCUCUAUGAGAACCUGUGCAUGCUAGAGUCCAGCCCAGGGCUACCCAACGGGGGCUCCAAGCCCCAAGAAGGCCCUUCAGGUAGCCGCAGCCCGUUGCUCAGCCCCAUCUACCACAGCAGCAAGGACCUGAGCUGGCCUGGCCCAGCUCAUGACAGCAACAUGGAGGCCCAGUACCGGCGGCUGCUAGAACUGGAGCUGGACGAGGCAGGCAGCACUAGCCGCUCAGGCCCACAGGCAGGCUUCAAGGCCAAGCUUGUGACACUGCUGAGUCGUGAGCGGAGGAAGGCUCCUGCCCCCUGUGACCGGCCCUGAAGGCCUGUGUAGCGGCAGCAGGGGACAGAAAUGCUCUCCCUACAGUCGGGAGGUAGGCAUCUACAAACAUACCCCGGUUCUCUCUGGCCUGAAAGGACAAAGCAAGCAGCCUAGGAAAGACCCACACCCUGCCCUGCCCACCCUCCAGUGUACAGUGUACAGAUUUGCCAAUAAUAAAGCCUUCUAGCCUCCUCUGA
This is a messenger RNA of Chinchilla lanigera (long-tailed chinchilla), 2812 nucleotides long. RefSeq names its product docking protein 3 (gene Dok3). Bases 1104 to 2615 code for a protein of 503 amino acids. The transcript has 6 exons. The record is from RefSeq and is a predicted model, not a curated record. NCBI's taxonomy places the organism in Eukaryota, Metazoa, Chordata, Mammalia, Rodentia, Chinchillidae. Gene Ontology annotation, cellular component: cytoplasm. Gene Ontology annotation, biological process: positive regulation of MAPK cascade; cell surface receptor protein tyrosine kinase signaling pathway.